Messenger RNA from Heterostelium album PN500, 2100 nucleotides. RefSeq lists its product as uncharacterized. NCBI's taxonomy places the organism in Eukaryota, Evosea, Eumycetozoa, Acytosteliales, Acytosteliaceae. The record is from RefSeq and is a predicted model, not a curated record. The transcript is spliced from 5 exons. Bases 1 to 2100 code for a protein of 699 amino acids.
AUGAAAACAAAUAAAAUACUUUUAUCUUUAUUCGUUUUCUGUGUUUGUGUGUUGUCAUUGACAAACAAUGUAGUGAAUGCAUACAAUCAAAACAAUAAAAACAACAAUUGUUUGUUGGAAGCUGAUUCUGGAAAGGCUUAUGAUAUUUCUAAAAUAAAAUCAGCUUUUUCAAAUGUCUUCAAAUAUGAAACUGAAGAAGCCAUUUUCGACUACAAUCUCUGCUCUCCAGUAAAUAUUAAUUAUGGUGAAUGCAAUGUCGACACUGCAUCCUGUAGAUUUGAUAAGAAAUCUCAAACCUUUACUAGCUAUGGUAGCUCCAGUUCAUUAAGUUUUAUGGAAUUAAGUUCUGGUGUUUGGUUAAAGUAUAGAAAUGGUUCACCGUGCAAUCAAUGGACCAAGAGAUCUACUUCUAUCAAUAUUAUUUGUUCAACUGAUCCAAAUCCACAUGCUACUCAGUACAAAGAUGACCAAUGCCAUCUCUCAAUUAUAAUGUAUCAUAUUGCUGGUUGUCCAAUUGGAAGACACAACAGAACUACUACUGGUCAUAUUAACACUACCUCUACUACUGGAGGAUGGAAUACAUCAUCCACAACUGGAGGACACUCAACUGGUAACUGGACUACUGGUGGAUGGAAUACAUCAUCUACAACUGGAGGACACUCAACUGGAAAUUGGUCUACCACUGGAGGACAUUCAACUGGAAAUUGGUCUACCACUGGAGGACAUUCAACUGGUAACUGGACUACUGGAGGAUGGAAUACAUCAUCUACAACUGGAGGACACUCAACUGGAAAUUGGUCUACAACUGGAGGACAUUCAACUGGACAUUCAACUGGAAAUUGGUCUACCACUGGAGGACAUUCAACUGGUAACUGGUCUACCACUGGAGGACACUCAACUGGUAACUGGACUACCACCGGAGGACAUUCAACUGGAAAUUGGUCUACAACUGGAGGACAUUCAACUGGUAACUGGACUACUGGAGGAUGGAAUACAUCAUCUACCACUGGAGGACAUUCAACUGGAAAUUGGUCUACAACUGGAGGACAUUCAACUGGUAACUGGACUACUGGUGGAUGGAAUACAUCAUCAACUACUGGAGGACAUUCAACUGGUAACUGGACUACCACUGGAGGACAUUCAACUGGUAACUGGUCUACCACUGGAGGACACUCAACUGGAAAUUGGUCUACCACUGGAGGACAUUCAACUGGUAACUGGACUACCACUGGAGGACACUCAACUGGUAACUGGACUACAACUGGAGGACAUUCAACUGGUAACUGGACUACCACUGGAGGACAUUCAACUGGUAACUGGACUACUGGUGGAUGGAAUACAUCAUCUACCACUGGAGGACAUUCAACUGGAAAUUGGUCUACAACUGGAGGACAUUCAACUGGAAACUGGACUACCACUGGAGGACAUUCAACUGGUAACUGGACUACCACUGGAGGACAUUCAACUGGUAACUGGACUACCACUGGAGGACAUUCAACUGGAAACUGGUCUACCACUGGAGGACACUCAACUGGAAAUUGGUCUACCACUGGAGGACAUUCAACUGGUAACUGGACUACCACUGGAGGACACUCAACUGGAAACUGGACUACCACUGGAGGACAUUCAACUGGUAACUGGACUACCACUGGAGGACAUUCAACUGGAAACUGGACUACCACUGGAGGACACUCAACUGGUAACUGGUCUACAACUGGAGGACAUUCAACUGGUAACUGGUCUACCACUGGAGGACACUCAACUGGUAACUGGACUACCACUGGAGGACAUUCAACUGGUAACUGGACUACAACUGGAGGACACUCAACUGGUAACUGGACUACCACUGGAGGUACAAUUUCUGGAGGUUCAAUUAGCGGUGGAACAAUUAGCGGUGGAACAAUCAGCGGUGGAACAAUUACUGGAGGUACAAUUAGUGGUGGAACAAUCAGCGGAGCAACAAUUACUGGAGGUACAAUUAGUGGUGGAACCAUAAGCGGACCAACCAUCACAGGAAAUAUUCACAAAGGUGAGCCAUCCCCAAGCAAAGCUCAUAUGUCCGAUAUCACCGACCUCAACAAUCAAAAACAAAAAAAAUAA